This is a messenger RNA of Pundamilia nyererei, 1738 nucleotides long. It is a transcript of the gene tmem47, whose product is annotated as transmembrane protein 47. Lineage: Eukaryota; Metazoa; Chordata; Actinopteri; Cichliformes; Cichlidae. The coding region runs from base 189 to 734 and encodes 181 amino acids. Gene Ontology annotation, cellular component: cell-cell junction; membrane. Gene Ontology annotation, biological process: cell-cell adhesion. The record is from RefSeq and is a predicted model, not a curated record. The transcript is spliced from 4 exons.
CUAGGACCCAGCAGGUGCAGCCCCGUUAUUUUAGAGCUCCGUGGCACGGUUCCGUCGGCAGAGCGCCGGAUCCACAGCACACACCGCGGCAGCGUCCUCUGGGCUCAGGACGCAGAGUGAGCGGAGGCUCGCCACCACACUGUGCGCGUUCAAGAGGGAACAACCGCAAGUUAUUACUGGUUCAAGACAUGGCUUCAUCCGUGAGCGGCACAGAGGAGGUGCGGGUGACGGCGUUGACGCCCCUGAAGUUGGUGGGACUUGUGUGCGUCUUUCUCGCUCUCUGCCUGGAUGUCGGUGCCAUGUUGAGCCCGGCGUGGGUCACCGCGGAUGACCAGUACUCCCUGUCCCUGUGGGCGUCUUGCUGGAAGCCCGUCAGCUCCGAGGAUUGGUCCUGCAACAGCACGCUGGCCACGGACUGGCAGAUCGCCACCCUGGCUCUGCUGUUGGGGGGAGCAGCCCUCACGCUGCUCGCCUUCCUCGUGGCGCUGUUCUCCCUGUGCUUUGGCUCCAGGAGUCGCUGCUACAAGCCUGUGGCCGUCAUGCUUUUCUCUGCAGUUGUGCUCCAAGUGUGCAGCUUGGUUCUCUUCCCCAUCAAGUUCAUAGAGACGGUCAGUCUGAGGAUCUACCAUGAAUUUAACUGGGGCUACGGCCUGGCAUGGGGAUCCACCAUCUUCUCUUUCGGAGGCGCCCUCCUCUACUGCCUCAACCCCAAAAACUAUGAAGACUACUACUGAAAAGACAAGAGGAGAAACCUGGGACCUCACCCAGCUAGUGUCCACAUUAGUAAUAGCACCUCUGUUACACAUCGCACAACCAGACCAGAAAUAGGAAAAAAAUGCUCAUUAAAAAUUUCAGGACUGGAAAGGAGCUCUUGUAUUUGAUACUGUGAACUUGUCUGAAAUGCUGUCCUUGCUCAUUGGACUGAAGCCCUGAGGUCUCUUAGGAGGGUUGGCAGCGAAUCCAGUCAUAUAAAGAAGCGAGGCACUUUCAUUUGGGAGCGAAUGCCACCGGUCAGAUAAUCCUGCGUCCCCUUUAAGUGUAACUCCAGUAGGUCUUAGUUCUGGACACAAGGUGUGUUGUGAACAGAUGGAUUCGCUGGCCCCAUACCCGGAGGAAUUGAUGGACUAAUUAGCCAAUCAGAGAAGAGAAGGAGAUGUAGAGAGGAAGACAUUCUUUUGAAGUGAUAUCCUGAGGAUGACAAACUGAGGAGGCACACCUAAAGAAUGCAACAUGCCACAUUUCCCCAGAGACGCAACAAUAACUGGAGGCUGGCCAAGCUUUCUUCUGCUGCCAGCAGACUUUAAUAUAUCGGAGAAAGCAUGUCACCGAGCUCCCUGGACUCACUGCAUUUGUCCUGUCCUGCUUGUGUCUAUUAUAACUGGGUCAAUAAACAAACAGAAGCUACCUAAGACAGCUAACACCUUCCAAACGGGUGGAAGUAACACAAUCCUAGUUAGUGACUCACUCACGAGUGUCUUCUACACAAAACCUGAUUUACAAGAUGCGAUCAAGAAGUUCUGAGAACAAAACUAUAAAAAAAAUCCAAAGCAUUGCCUGAAUUUAAUUUGGUCAUCUAACGUUCAAAGUUACCUUUUACCCGCGACACGCCCACAAAGCUUCCAGCACAGCUGUUAUUUUUAGAUCGCUCCCUGGAAUUCCAAGUAUCCAUGACCACAGACUGCAAACGUUAGCUUCUGUUUUCUUCCUGUUAAAAGGGAGUUUUUCCUUCCCACUGUCG